AUGUCUCUACCUAUGGCUAGACUCGCCUCGAGUCCAACCUCGCCCAACAAUCCUUCUCUGCGCACUCCUAUGAUACAGAAUGGCGUCGAGAACAAUGUCGUCGUUUCUACUACGAGCCAAGGCACUGGUCAGAAUCAGCAAACCUCGGCUUCCAUCAAUACUCAGGAAAGCUUCGAAUCCAGCAACUCCAUGGCUUGCCCUCAUUCUUCUGCGACGUCUUUGGGUGUUCAGGAUGACAUGGCUCCCAAUACCGAGCAAAACAUCCCGGCCCCUGCCACCCCCAUAUACGCCCAGCAGCAGGUCACGCCAUACGGGUAUGCACCAUCCAUGGCGAAACGUGGUGCCGAUUACUUGACCGAUGAGAGGCUUCUCGGUCUUUCGCAGACGUGCAAGGUGUUUCGGGAUGUUUGCCAUGGCUUUGGUGCACACGAUUACCUGAUGGUUUGGGCAGAGUAUGACCAUUUUUUAAGGGAUGAUUUCAUGCGCCUUUUCUAUCUCAAUCACGUUUCUUUGCUCUAUGUGAGCCGUUCAUGCUGGGAUGAUUACAGGGAAUCUUCCUUCCAAGAUCAAGUUCGCAGCAUCAUCACAAACAUGGAAAACCUCGUCUCACUUGAGAUUCAUUGUCAGAAAAAGCCGUACGACACGCUGAGAAAGGCACUUUUCAACCAUACCGUUCCUGGCGUCAAGAGUCUCACACUAGACUCUCUUUGCGCCAACAUGGCAACCAUGAUUCGUUAUUUCCCCAAUCUGCGUAGAAUGCAGUUCUUAGUUUGUCCCGCGCUGACAUCCGAUGUUAUAACAGUCCCUCUAGAACGUCUUCCUCAACUCAAGCAUCUAUUUUUGGAGCUCAACGUCUCCCACACCCAGGUUGAAGAUGCCAACAUGAUCGAAGCCCUCAUGGCUCACAGCAACAUCAAGAAGUUCACUAUGCUGAGAAACUACGCUUACGAGCCUGUUAGCUAUGCGAGGGUCUAUGACAAUGAAGCGACCGUCGCAAACACCUACUUCGAUCACGUCCCUCACCUUGAGGAGAUUGGCAUCUGCAAUGCCCAGCCGUAUGGCCAGAUGCCUGAUGACACCGGCAAAGUAUUCAUCAGGAUCACGACCAAGGUCAAAGCAACCAAACCAGCCGGCACAGAGGAUGGCAAGGGAUUGGACAGCAGCAAGCUGAACAAGACCGACAAGAACAGCAAACUCCCGGAAACCACCACGAACGAGCGCAGGAGGCUCUUGCGAGUCUACGACCGCACCCAAAGUAAGGAGCACCGCAUCAAGCAGCUCAAGUCGGGUUGCAUUCCGCCCACGACCGACCGCAGCCCCAAGCCGGCGGAAAUCUAUCUUGAUCCGGAGUACUCAAUGCUCGAGCUCGAGUGGAAGUGGGCGAGACACCAGAUCCUCACUGAGAUGUACGAUCGCAAGCGCGAGGCUGCGGAGGCUGCGAAGGCUAAUACUGCGGCUGCUUCCCCUGAUGUUUCCGUGGUUGAGGGUGUUCCUGCUGCUGAGCCUGCUGGCAGUCCUGCUGUUUCAAAUGCUGCAACUGCUGGUAGCUCAUCUCCUUUAUCGUCUUUGGUGCCUCUCGGAUAUGACUCGGCCGCCGAUGCUGCUCCUCACACGGGCGAAAUCGUACCCGCUUCCGUCUUCGGGGGAGGUUCUGCCGCUGCCGCUGUCGCAAACGCUCCUCUUGCUCUCGAGGACGCUGGUCAAAAGAGCAUUGCCGAUGCCAGUGGCAGCUCGUCGGAGUCUUCCACUCCCACUUAA
Sordaria macrospora k-hell is the source of this 1758-nucleotide messenger RNA. Lineage: Eukaryota; Fungi; Ascomycota; Sordariomycetes; Sordariales; Sordariaceae. The record is from RefSeq and is a predicted model, not a curated record.